Molecule: messenger RNA, 490 nt
Organism: Arabidopsis thaliana (thale cress)
Lineage: Eukaryota; Viridiplantae; Streptophyta; Magnoliopsida; Brassicales; Brassicaceae
Product: Defensin-like (DEFL) family protein
Exons: 2
Coding region: 28-297 (89 amino acids)
Cellular component (GO): extracellular region
Source: RefSeq, marked reviewed
GCAGAAAAUAAUGAAAGAGAAAGAGAAAUGGCCGGGAUUGCAAAUGGUGUUGGUCUUUUAAUAAGUUUCAUGUUGAUUUGUGGAGGAAUGCCAAAAGGACAUGCUCUAGGUACUAGUCCUUAUUGUGAGAAGGUACUAAGCAGGUUUGCGCCACCUGGGAACUGUUUAAAGAAAAAUGGUAACGCAUUAUGUAAAGAAUCUUGCGCCAAUGAGCAAUUUCGAGAAGGCGUAUGUCUACAUCUACCGAAGCCACAAUCAAAACUCAAUUGCUACUGUUCGGUUCUUAAAUGUCCCUAACUUUCUUUGUAAGCUUAGUACCUUCUGUGUUUCUCACGGUUCAGCUAUACUUCCAAACAUCACCGUGUUUCUUUUCUUUUAAGAACUUUGCUCAAAUAAACUUUAUUGUGUUAAACCUCAAACCUCUUCACCAAAAAUAAUAGAAGGAAUGAGUAAUAAUAUAUAGUCUGAAUCUUAUGUUCAGAUCCAGACU